AUGAUAUUGGACUCAACUGGCAAGACCAACUACACACUGGCAAGUGCCUAUAGGGUCAUCAGCCUAUUGAAAUGCCUGGGCAAGGUGAUUGAGAAGCUCGCUGCAGAGUUAAUCACAAACUUUGCAGAGGCCCAAGAUCUCUUCCACGAUGGCCAAUUUGGAGGCCGUCGGCAACGCAGUGCAAUUGACGCCGUGGCAUGCUUAGUUGAGGAGAUUCACCAAGCCUGGGCGAAUGGGAAGCUGGCUGCAGCACUGUUUAUGGAUAUUAAGGGGGCCUUUGACCAUGUUGUCUUAGCCAGACUAAUCGAGGUCCUCAGAGAGGCUGGCGUGGAUGGAGACCUUAUACGCUGGGUAGUCUCGUUUCUAUCUGAUCGGCAAGUCACCCUCGUGAUUGACGGACACAUUGGAAAGGAAGCAUUGAUAAGCUCUGGGCUACCUCAGGGCUCUCCGGUGUCACCUAUCCUGUUUGUUUUGUAUGUUCAUGGGCUGUCCAGAGCCAUUGAGAGGAGUGUGCCAGAGAUUCGAUGUCUAUCCUUUGUGGAUGACCAAGGCCUGAUAACAGCCGCAAGCUCAGUGAAGGACGCUUGUAGGACCCUUGAGAAAGCAGCCGAAGUAGCCAUUGAGUGGAAGGUGACCAACGGGGUGCAAUUUGAUCGCAAAAAGACUGAAGCCGCAUUCUUUUAUAGACGACACAGACGUCAAGUGGCCCAAAACAUAUCUCAAGCCCGGAUCAGGGUUGGAGGCGAGUUGGCGACUGUCAAACCAACAGUACGGUGGCUAGGUAUACUCCUGGACAGCCGUCUUACAUGGAAGAAUCACUACAACGUUCGAAUCAAGAUAGCAAGAAGCACGAUAAUCCGGCUGAACUCACUCUGCAGAGCUAAUGGGCUACCCCCAGCAUUAGUGAGGCGCAUACAAAAGGCUACGGCACAAGCCCAACUCCUUUGGGGUGCCGAAUUUUGGUGGCAAGGCCAGAAAAUAUGGGCACAGAGGUUCCAAGUUCUAAUCAAUAAGCAAGCCAGAGCUAUCACGGGCAUGUUCCCAAAGACCCCAAUUGGAGCUCUAAUCAGAGAGGCAGCAUUAGAGCCAGCGACAGCCUUACUGGACGCUAGAGUGGCUCAAUAUACAGCGAGGCUACUGACACUGCCCGACACGCAUCCUACAGCGCAGAUACUUCCAGGAACCCUUAGACAUGGUGACCUCCACGCACAACCUGGAGAGCAACCGCUAGAUGACCGUGAGUGGACCUCUAGAGACAAUAAGAUGCCGAAUCGACUAGGUCAAAGACUGGCAAAGCACCUCGCUCAACGGCUGAGCAGAGACCCCUCGGGAGGAAUCGAAAGGACUGAACAAUGCGAGCUUAAAGGCUUCCCAGGCUCGAUCCGAGUCCUUGACAAUGAAGAGGCCCUAACAGAGGCUAAUCAACAGCGCCCUGGAACGAUGGUUUGGUCUGAUGGCUCCAGACUCGAUACAGGACGUGCAGGAGCUGGAGUAGCUUUACAAGCUGUACCCGGGGGUCCCUGGGAACACGUAGAAGUGCCAAUGGGCCAUGGACAUGAGGUCUUUGACGCGGAACUAAUGGGAGUAGCUACAGCACUUGAAUGGGCACUUGAGAGGCAACCUCUCGGUCCUAUCUGGAUACUCCUUGACGCGCAGAAUGCUAUUGAUCGCCUCAAGUCAGCAAGACCAGGCCCUGGGCAAGCCCUUGUUCUUAGGGCUCACAGGGCAGUGGAGAAGCUAGCUAUGAGAGGUCAGCCAGUAACAAUACAAUGGGUUCCAGGCCACUCAGGAGUGGUAGGGAAUGAACAGGCUGAUCAAGCUGCUAAACGUGCAGCUAGUAAACAAACCGCGCCCGGUUUUGAGCACCUGUCUCUAGCAGAUGGACGUGUCUACAAGAUGCUCGAGGCUGGAACCUUGACCCAGUGGCGGGAAAAGCCCCAAAAAGACUGGCUAGUCGGACGGAGGGCUCUAUAUCGAGCCCUCGAGAAAGCUGGAGUGCCGCUACCUACAGCGGCUGAGGAAAGCCCCGAGGCUAGGCUAUUUGCUGAGCCUAGAGCGACGCAGGGUUUGCUGCAAUUUGUGGCUGAAGCUAACCUGUUUAAUGAUAAUGAGCGGACAGCCAGAGAGGCUGAGUCUAGUGAUGUGUGGGGAUGGGAUACGUUGGAGGAAGGUGGCCUAGGUGCCACACUGGAGGAUGGGUAG
Messenger RNA from Talaromyces stipitatus ATCC 10500, 2202 nucleotides. RefSeq names its product reverse transcriptase, putative. The coding region runs from base 1 to 2202 and encodes 733 amino acids. Lineage: Eukaryota; Fungi; Ascomycota; Eurotiomycetes; Eurotiales; Trichocomaceae. Gene Ontology annotation, molecular function: nucleic acid binding; RNA-DNA hybrid ribonuclease activity. The transcript is spliced from 3 exons. The record is from RefSeq and is a predicted model, not a curated record.